UUAACAAGAAGAAGAAGAAGAAGAAGAAGAAGAAGAAGAUGCACGUUGUGUCCUCUGAAGUUAACUAACUUCAAUUCCACUAAUCUAACUAAACACUUCCACACGAUGUCAUCUAAAGGCCGAGACAACGACGACAGCUCUGAGUGGCAGUCUGCACUGAAGGAGGAACUCAACAAGAAGAUCAAGGAGCAGAAAGUUGUGGUGGACGAGCUCUCCAACUUGAAGAAGAACAGGAACGUUUACAUCCAACAGAGGAACAGUAACAUUUUCUUCUUGGCAGACAGAGGUCAGACACUGGGUUCAUGCAAAAAGGAACUGGAUAAUAUGAAAAAGGAGCUGCAGGACAUGUGAGCCUGAUCGUCCUCUCAACAAUGUGUGGCAUCUUUUGUCAGCUGACUCUGUCACCUGCUCACUUUGAGUGGGACAAAACAGUUUAUGAACAUCUGAAG
This is a messenger RNA of Platichthys flesus (European flounder), 449 nucleotides long. Its product is annotated as ASNSD1 upstream open reading frame protein-like. Bases 106 to 351 code for a protein of 81 amino acids. Lineage: Eukaryota; Metazoa; Chordata; Actinopteri; Pleuronectiformes; Pleuronectidae. The transcript is spliced from 4 exons. The record is from RefSeq and is a predicted model, not a curated record.